Molecule: messenger RNA, 1071 nt
Organism: Chrysochloris asiatica (Cape golden mole)
Lineage: Eukaryota; Metazoa; Chordata; Mammalia; Afrosoricida; Chrysochloridae
Gene: ANXA13
Product: annexin A13
Exons: 12
Coding region: 1-1071 (356 amino acids)
Cellular component (GO): cytoplasm
Molecular function (GO): calcium-dependent phospholipid binding; calcium ion binding
Source: RefSeq, a predicted model, not a curated record
AUGGGCAAUCAUCAUAGCCAGUCCUACUCCCUCUCAGAAGGCAGUCACCAGUUGCCCCAAAGGGGUAGCCAGCUCCCGACAGUGCAGCCUGUCAGCCAUCCAGGAGGGAGCAGGGAGCCAGAGGGACAGCAGCCCGCCAAAACUAAAAGUCAUCAGGGCUUUGAUGUGGACCGAGAUGCCAAAAAGCUGAACAAAGCCUGCAAAGGAAUGGGAACCGAUGAGGCUGCCAUCAUCGACAUCUUAUCCAGCAGGACUUCGGAGCAGCGGCAACAAAUAAAGAACAAGUACAAGGCAACCUAUGGCAAGGACUUGGAGGAGGUACUCAAGAGUGAGCUGAGUGGAAACUUUGAGAAGACAGCCUUGGCCCUUCUGGACCGCCCCAGCGAGUAUGCUGCCCGGCUGCUGCAGAAGGCCAUGAAGGGUCUGGGCACAGACGAGGCGGUGCUUAUCGAGGUCCUCUGCACAGGAUCCAAUAAGGAAGUUGUUGCCAUUAAGGAGGCCUACCAACGGCUAUUUGACAGAAGCCUUGAGUCAGAUAUCAAAGAUGAUACAAGUGGGAACCUAAAAAAAAUCCUGGUGGCCCUGUUACAGGCUAACCGGGAUGAAGGCGAUGACAUUGACAAAGACCUAGCAGGCCAGGAUGCCAAAGAUCUGUACGAAGCAGGGGAAGGCCGCUGGGGCACCGAUGAGCUUGCUUUCAAUGAAGUUCUGGCAAAGAGGAGCUUCAAGCAACUACGAGCCACCUUUCAAGCUUAUCAAGUUCUCAUCGGCCAAGACAUCGAGAAGGCCAUUGAAGAAGAAACAUCAGGGGACCUGAAGAAAGCCUACUUAACUCUUGUAAGGUGUGCCCGAGACCGAGAGGGCUACUUUGCAGAGUGUCUGUACAAAUCCAUGAAGGGUGUGGGCACCGAUGAGGAGACGCUAAUCCGUAUCAUCGUGACAAGAGCUGAGGUUGACCUUCGGGGAAUAAAAGCAAAGUUCCAAGAGAAAUACCAGAAGUCUCUGUCCGACAUGGUUCAGUCUGACACCUCUGGGGACUUCCGGAAACUUCUGGUGGCCCUCUUGCACUGA